Messenger RNA from Beta vulgaris subsp. vulgaris (sugar beet), 822 nucleotides. RefSeq lists its product as uncharacterized. NCBI's taxonomy places the organism in Eukaryota, Viridiplantae, Streptophyta, Magnoliopsida, Caryophyllales, Amaranthaceae. Gene Ontology annotation, molecular function: nucleic acid binding. The transcript has 3 exons. The record is from RefSeq and is a predicted model, not a curated record. The coding region runs from base 1 to 822 and encodes 273 amino acids.
AUGGAGGAUGACAUGCUGAUGCAUGAGAUGUGGACGCAUUACAACAGUGAUGAUGACACAAAGGAUGAUGAAGGAGGUACAACAGCAGAUGGGAAUGAAGCAGAGCAACAACAUCAGCAGGAAAUAGCAAGAAAGCAUGGCAUAAGCAGAUUGACAUUAGAUAGGAUAUGGAAAGAUUCAGUCCCACUUCAACUAAGGACAAGUAUAAGGGCAUUUGCUGGCUAUCUUAAAGGCCUCCCAUCCACUGUCUAUAGACUACUCAAAGGGGGCAAGCUGAGAAGUCACGCUUGCAGCACCCACCCAAAACUGACAGAAGAUCACAAGAUUCAAAGAAUGAAGUGGGUGUUACAACACAUAUUACCAGCAACAAGGACACAACCACCAAAAUUUGUUGACAUGCAAAAUGUUGCUCACAUAGAUGAAAAGUGGUUUUAUUUGAGUCCAGACAUGAGGAGGUUUUACUUGUUCCCUAUUGAAGAUGACCCUUAUAUUUGUUGUCAGUCCAAGAGAUUUAAGAUCAAAGCCAUGUUUAUGUGUGCCACAUCUAGACUUAUUAAGGACAGUGAAGGGAGGAUGAUACAUGAUGGGAAAUUUGGUAUGUACCCUUUUGUUGAGUAUGCAAGAACUAAAUAUUCAACUAAAAACAAAAGGGCAGGUACUUUGCUGACAAAAGCAAUUGAUAGUGUUACCCUAGCAGUUAUGAGGGACAUGAUAGUUAACACUAUCAUACCUAUCAUGAGGAAUUGGCCAGAAGGUGUGUCUAAAUAUAUCUACAUACAACAAGACAAUGCUAGACCUCAUAUUCAUGCAUCUGACCCAUAA